AUGGGCACAAAAAAGCGCAAAAAAUCAAUUUCACCGAUUCCAUCAAAAUCUGUUGAAAAAAAUAAGGUUAAGACCGAUGCAGAAAUAAUUAGUGAUGGUUUGCAAGCAACGAAGACGAAUCAACCAGAUGCGACCCAAGACAAGGAUAAGCCUGCAAAGCCGAUUUAUGUCAAGGCGAAUAUUCAGGAUACAAAAAAAGUAAUUUCAUCAUUAAAAAUGACGACUAGAGUGCUGUGCAAGAUCAGAGAAACAAAUUGCACUCAAAUAUCAUGCUUCAACAUCAAGGAUAAGAAGAUUCUGAUCGAGAAACUAACAUCAGAGCAGAUUGAAUAUCACACUUUUACAGAAAAGUGUGAAAAAUCAAACAAAUUCAUUUUAAAAGACUUUUAUCUAUGCAUAGAUACAUAUUCAUUGCGUAAAUUCAAUCAGUUUAAAUUUGGAGCAUCACAUGUAGGCAUGGUGUUGUUCGAAAAUGAUGAACAUUUCUGUAAAUCACAUUACAAUGAGAGAAUGAAUUCGCAUGUGCUGAAUUUGGGUUACGAUGGUUCUAAACCUGCUGUAAUUCAUCUUUGUGGUGUUGAAAUGUAA
Messenger RNA from Chironomus riparius, 588 nucleotides. NCBI's taxonomy places the organism in Eukaryota, Metazoa, Arthropoda, Insecta, Diptera, Chironomidae. The record is from the annotation of a GenBank genome assembly.